Molecule: messenger RNA, 3082 nt
Organism: Neofelis nebulosa (Clouded leopard)
Lineage: Eukaryota; Metazoa; Chordata; Mammalia; Carnivora; Felidae
Gene: PLOD1
Product: procollagen-lysine,2-oxoglutarate 5-dioxygenase 1
Exons: 19
Coding region: 16-2358 (780 amino acids)
Biological process (GO): peptidyl-lysine hydroxylation
Cellular component (GO): endoplasmic reticulum
Molecular function (GO): L-ascorbic acid binding; iron ion binding; procollagen-lysine 5-dioxygenase activity
Source: RefSeq, a predicted model, not a curated record
UGGGUGGCAGGCCUCAUGGGGACCCUGGCUUUGGCCCCCGGUGGGCCGGCCAGACCGGCCAGAAAGCAGGGGGGCAGGGCCCUGGUGCUCCAUACCGAAUCCUCCACGUUGACACCCUGUGGCAUGCCCUGUGCUCUGGCUGCCUGCCGGGUGACUGGAGCCGAAUGUCCACGUUGGGGAUGCCUGAGAGAGGGCGGCUGGAAAUGCUGGAUUCGGUCUGCAGCCUUCCAGGAUGUUGGACAGAGAAAUGACAACCUCUUAGUCCUCACGGUGGCCACAAAGGAGACUGAGGGGUUCCGACGCUUCAAGCGUUCAGGCCAGUUCUUCAACUACAAGAUCCAGGCGCUGGGCCUGGGGGAAGACUGGAAUGGGGAGAAGGGGGCGUCAUCGGGUGGAGGGCUGAAGGUUCGGCUGCUGAAGAAAGCUCUGGAGAAGCACGCAGACAAGGAGAACCUGGUCAUUCUCUUCACAGACAGCUAUGACGUGGUGUUUGCGUCGGGGCCUCGAGAGCUCCUGAAGAAGUUCCGGCAGGCCAGGAGCCAGGUGGUCUUCUCGGCCGAGGAGCUUAUCUACCCUGACCGCAGGCUGGAGGCCAAGUACCCGGCAGUGUCCGAUGGCAAGAGGUUCCUGGGCUCUGGAGGCUUCAUCGGUUAUGCCCCCAGCCUCAGCAAACUGGUGGCCGAGUGGGAGGGCCAGGACGGUGACAGUGACCAGCUCUUUUACACCAAGAUCUUCUUGGACCCAGAGAAGAGGGAGCAGAUCAACAUCACCCUGGACCACCGCUGCCGUAUCUUCCAGAAUCUGGAUGGAGCCUUGGAUGAGGUGGUGCUCAAGUUUGAAAUGGGCCACGUGAGAGCGAGGAACCUUGCCUAUGACACCCUUCCGGUCCUGAUUCAUGGCAAUGGGCCCACCAAGCUGCAGCUGAACUACCUGGGCAACUACAUCCCACGCUUCUGGACCUUCGAGACAGGCUGCGCUGUGUGUGACGAGGGCCUGCGCAGCCUCAGGGGCAUAGGGGAUGAAGCUCUGCCCACAGUCCUGGUCGGCGUGUUCAUCGAACAGCCCACGCCGUUCCUAUCCCUGUUCUUCCAGCGGCUCCUCCGCCUCCACUACCCCCGGAAACAGAUGCGGCUUUUCAUUCACAACCACGAGCAACACCACAAGGCUCAGGUGGAACAGUUCCUGGCAGAGCAUGGCAGCGAGUACCAGUCCGUGAAACUGGUGGGCCCUGAGGUUCGGGUGGCAAACGCCGACGCCAGGAACGUGGGCGCGGAUCUGUGCCGACAGGACCGUGGCUGCACCUACUACUUCAGCGUGGAUGCUGACGUGGCCCUGACGGAGCCUAAAACCCUGCGCCUGCUGAUCGAGCAGAACAAGAACGUCAUCGCCCCGUUGAUGACCCGCCAUGGGAGGCUGUGGUCGAACUUCUGGGGGGCCUUGAGCGCAGAUGGCUACUACGCCCGCUCCGAGGACUAUGUGGACAUUGUGCAGGGGCGGCGCGUUGGCGUCUGGAACGUGCCCUACAUCUCCAACAUCUACCUGAUCAAGGGCAGUGCCCUGCGGGCUGAACUGCUGCAGACAGACCUGUUCCACCACAGCAAGCUGGACCCCGACAUGGCCUUCUGUGCCAAUAUCCGGCAGCAGGACGUGUUCAUGUACCUGACCAACCGGCACACCUUUGGCCACCUGCUCUCCCUGGACAGCUACCAGACCAGCCACCUCCACAACGACCUCUGGGAGGUGUUCAGCAACCCUGAGGACUGGAAGGAGAAGUACAUCCACGAGAACUACACCAAGGCCCUGGCAGGGAAGCUGCUAGAGAUGCCCUGCCCAGAUGUCUACUGGUUCCCCAUCUUCACGGAGACGGCCUGUGACGAGCUGGUGGAGGAGAUGGAACACUAUGGCCAGUGGUCUCUGGGAGAUAACAAGGACAACCGCAUCCAGGGUGGCUACGAAAACGUACCAACCAUCGACAUCCACAUGAACCAGAUCAGCUUCGAGCGGGAAUGGCACAAGUUCCUGGUGGAGUACAUCGCCCCCAUGACCGAGAAGCUCUACCCAGGCUAUUAUACCAGGGCCCAGUUCGACCUGGCCUUUGUUGUCCGCUACAAGCCAGAUGAGCAGCCGUCCCUCAUGCCGCACCACGACGCCUCCACCUUCACCAUCAACAUCGCCCUGAACCGGGUCGGUGUGGAUUACGAGGGCGGGGGCUGUCGGUUCCUGCGCUACAACUGCUCCAUCCGAGCCCCACGGAAAGGCUGGACCCUCAUGCACCCCGGGCGACUCACGCACUACCACGAAGGGCUCCCCACCACCAGGGGCACCCGCUACAUCGCUGUGUCCUUCGUCGAUCCCUAAUUGGCCAGGCCAGCCACCUCGGACCUCUUCCUCUUUGCCAACAACCACUGCCGGGCAGCACUCUGGGGCGUCGGGGCCCCAGGGAACCUGGACCAGCCUCCAGGCUCUUGACCUCCAUUGCUCUUGGAGCCACCAUCGGAGGGAUUUGGCCGCGAGCCAGAGGCAGAACACACCUCCUUGGCUGGGGCUUUCCUGGUGCUCUGGACCCAGCCCAGGGAGGCGCCCCGUAGUCAGCAGUGCGUGUUCAUUGCUUUGUGGCAACUUGCCCUUUCCCACCCAUCUUCCUGACAUACCCAGUCCUCUUUGUCUGCUUCUUCCAUGGGGCGGGACUUGAGCAGAACAAGGGCUUAACCGGCUGCCCAGAGGUGCUCUAGGUGUGAGAAGGAGCCCUGGAGCUUCUCCCGGGCAGAGCUGCAGCCUAGGACUUCUGCUCCCAGCAGACACAGAGACCGGAUCAGAUCCACGCCCCCUCCCUGCCCCCAGGACUGCCGAAGCCCCUUCCUCCGUGGCUCCUGUCGUGGGAGCAGAAUGUUGUCCCCUGGAGAUGAUGACUCAGAAACCUCCCUGGGAGACAGGAAAGGCAUCGAUGCCAUAGCUCCAUCCUCUGCGUGGGGGGAGGGAGUGACAUGUCCGCACACUGCAGUGAAUCACCCUGUCCCGAUGCCUCUGGAGAGAGGGACAGACAGAAACAGGAGAGUUUCUAUUAAAGAUCAUUCACACCACA